This is a messenger RNA of Lycium ferocissimum, 1216 nucleotides long. RefSeq names its product RING-H2 finger protein ATL74-like. Gene Ontology annotation, molecular function: transferase activity. The record is from RefSeq and is a predicted model, not a curated record. NCBI's taxonomy places the organism in Eukaryota, Viridiplantae, Streptophyta, Magnoliopsida, Solanales, Solanaceae. Bases 491 to 1039 code for a protein of 182 amino acids. The transcript has a single exon. Gene Ontology annotation, biological process: protein ubiquitination.
CUUUCAUGUUGUAUCUUCUUAUCUGUACGUAGCUCUGUCCUUCGCCACAUCUCCGUAAACUAACCAACUCCCACAAAAAGGGGGAAAAAAUCUAACUCAUCUCUUCUCCUUAUAUACUUUCAUAACUCAGCUUUUCACUUUGAAAGGCAAUAGAAAUAUUUGCCUCUUGAACUUUAGUUCAUAUUGCUACUUAGGAAAGGUCUAAUUAUUCUGUCUAGUCUUUGUUUUUCCAAAAAGACAGGCAGCUUUGUUUUAGCACUGUUUGUCUCUUCCCUUACUUCUACGCAAACUCAAAGAUAAACGCAAAAACACCCACCACUUGUUUUCUAUUUCAUUCCCCUCACAAAAGAAAGAAGCCAAUAAGCAACACAAAAUUAAUGAUAUGACUAAGAUGAAUUCCUUUGCUUUCCCCCUCCUUUGUGGUUCGAUUUUCACUUGAAUUGGCCUAAGAAGAAACAUCAUAUUUGUUUGAACCAACUUUUUGGGAUUUAUGGAAUCUUAUUAUCAUACUCAUCGUCUACUUCCAGAUUCACAUCCUUUGCCAGAAUCUAGCAAUGAAAGCAAUUCAUUUCAUGGUUACUCCAAAGAAGCAAGUUUCGACACCAACAUGAUAAUUAUCCUAGCAGCUUUACUCUGUGCAUUAAUAUGUGCACUUGGUCUAAAUUCAAUUGUGAGGUGUGCCUUAAGAUGUAGCAGGAGAUUUUCUUUCGAGUCAGUAGACGCGAGGGUCGAACGCCUAGCUGCAACGGGGCUGAAAAAGAGCACGUUGAGACAGAUUCCGGUAGCUGUGUAUGGAUCAGGUAUUCAUAUUCUCGCGACGGAUUGUCCUAUUUGUCUUGGUGAAUUUAUGGAUGGUGAGAAAGUGAGAGUAUUGCCUAUAUGUCAUCAUGGUUUUCAUGUUAGGUGUAUUGAUAUUUGGUUGGCUUCACACUCUUCUUGUCCAACUUGUAGACAAUCAUUACUUGAACAACCUGUAGGGGAUGUUGAAGCUGGAUUGAGACAACAACCUGGAAAUUCAUCUACAGAGGAAGUUGGUUAAUUUGCAGUGCCAUUUUUUUAUUUUUACUUUUAUUAACGGUGUUGGUCCGGACAAAUAGUCACACUUACACUAUUUUACAGGAUAUCUGGUAUCUCUCACCACCAAUAUUUAGCCAUAUGGGAAGUCAUUAGCUAGCAAUUUUUUUUUGGCCUCCGCUGAAUUUGACAGUUUUUUUUU